UGACAAUAGCGUAAAACACCAAUACCGGAUCGCGGAAUUGGUAUUGGCGAUAUAGGGGGACUCUUCCAAUAACUGGUUUCUUCCUGGAAGCAAUUGAAAUCUCCCAAAAUUUUCCUUGGACUUCACUCAAAGAUGCCGCUGCACCAGCUAGCGGACCCCUGGCAAAAAGUGCCAGUAAAACAAUUAGCAGAGGGGAAAAGUCAUGAAGAAAUGUUGGAUGACAGCAAUAGCCAUGGGCCUGAGGAUCAGGAGAUGAGGGAGAUAGAACUCACGAGCAUGGCCGCUGAAGGCUUGGAGAAAGCUGAUCCAAGCUGCUUUGAAUUACUCAAGGUAUUAGGUCAAGGAUCAUUCGGAAAGGUGUUCUUGGUGAGAAAAACAACAGGUCAAGAUAAAGGAACAAAAUAUGCCAUGAAGGUCUUGAAGAAGGCUACACUUAAAGUACGUGAUCGUGUGCGAACGAAGAUGGAGAGAAACAUCUUGGUUGAUGUCAACCAUCCCUUUAUAGUUCAGCUCCACUAUGCAUUCCAGACUGAGGGUAAAUUGUAUCUCAUUCUUGAUUUCUUGAAAGGAGGAGACUUAUUCACAAGGCUUUCAAAAGAAGUGAUGUUUACAGAGGAAGACGUGAAGUUCUAUUUGGCCGAGUUAGCAUUAGCUCUAGACCACCUACACUCGCUGGGUAUCAUCUACAGAGAUCUCAAACCAGAAAACAUUCUCCUUGAUGAUUCUGGUCACAUCAAGCUGACAGACUUCGGUCUCAGCAAGGAAUCGGUCGAUGGCAAGACCUACUCAUUCUGUGGUACCGUGGAAUACAUGGCACCAGAAGUAGUUAAUAGGAGGGGUCACACGACGGCAGCUGACUGGUGGUCUUUUGGUGUUCUAAUGUAUGAAAUGUUGACAGGAGCCCUGCCGUUUCAAGGACAACAUAGAAAAGAAACAAUGGCACUCAUUCUCAAAGCCAAGCUUGGGAUGCCUCAGUUCCUUAGCCCAGAAGCUCAGAGUCUUCUUCGGAUGUUGUUCAAGAGGAACCCUCAGAACAGACUUGGGGCUGGUCCUAACGGUGUCAAUGACAUCAAGAAACACGACUUCUUCUCAAACAUUGACUGGGAGAAACUGAAAAGGCGAGAUCAGAUGCCGCCGUUCAGACCUGUGAUACCUACCAGUGAUAUAGUACAUUAUUUUGAUACAGAGUUCACAUCACGUACACCUCGAGACUCACCCGCAGUACCUCCCAGUGCCGGAGCGCAUCAGUUGUUCCGAGGAUUCAGCUACAUUGAUCCAACUUUAUUAGAAGAGGCACAGAAGGAAGCCGCUUCUAAUAACUCCCAUGCACAGUCACCCAAAGAACAGAUCGCAAUCAAGCAUGCUCGUAUUUCCUCUAUCCUCGAUGAGUAUGACUUACAAGAGGAUAUUGGUCUAGGUUCCUACUCAGUGUGUAAGAGGUGUACGCACAAAGCCACUGGACAGGACUAUGCAGUAAAGAUCAUUGAAAAGAAUGCCAAGGACAUCAGGGAGGAGAUCGAAAUCUUACUUAGAUACGGUCACCAUAGCAACAUUAUUACAUUGAGAGAUGUAUUCGAUGAUGGUAAAAAUGUGUACAUGGUAAUGGAGUUAAUGCGAGGUGGAGAGCUCUUAGACAGGUUGCUCAAGCAGAAGUUUCUAUCAGAGCGGGAAGCAUGUGAGAUCAUGUUAACGGUCACAAAGACGGUUGAUUUCCUUCAUCAACAAAGGGUUGUACAUCGUGAUUUAAAGCCUAGUAAUAUCUUAUAUGCUGACGAGAACUACUCACCCAGCUCAUUGAGGAUAGCUGACUUUGGCUUUGCUAAACAAAUGAGAGCUGACAAUGGUAUGCUGAUGACACCGUGUUACACAGCCAACUUUGUAGCUCCGGAGGUGCUGAAGAAGCAAGGUUACGAUGCAGCGUGCGAUAUCUGGAGUUUAGGUGUAAUACUCUAUACUAUGUUAGCAGGGUUCACACCAUUUGUACAUAAGCCUGAUGACUCAAGUAAGGUAAUACUAGCCAGGAUACAGGAAGGUAAAUACCUCACUAUGGAUGGUGGAAACUGGGACAACAUCUCAGAUAGAGCUAAGGACCUGAUCUCAAGGAUGCUUCAUGUGGAUCCAUUCCAGAGACCUAGCACCAAACAAGUAUUACAACAUACAUGGUUUCAGAGGAUUGAUCUACUCUCAGAACUCAAACUCAAACCACCAGAAUCAACUUUAGUCAAGUCUGCAGUGAAGGCUACGUUCAAAGCUCUCAACCAAGCACAAGCGGAACAGGGCCCCUUAGAACCGGUAACGGCUUCCGGUCUCGCUCAGAGAAGAAAACUUAAAAAACUCAGCUCAACUACCAUCUAAAUUCUACUUCCUACUAGUUGAUUGGGGCAGCUUAUUGUCACCAGUAUGUCAUAUUCCCAGAUAAUCCAACAUCACGGUGGUAUGUCAUAAAAUUGAUUGUAAAGUUACAGACGACUCUACGCACAACUGGAACAUGUUCUUAGCUGCGGAGUCAGCUACAUAGGGAUGUAUCAUUUACCAGAAAAAGGGUCACCAGGCGUGCAUAAAGGUCAUUUGUAAUUUACAAACAGCUUUAUGACAUGGUCCCCAGUAUGGCUAAAACAAAUGAUGCAAUUCUGGUCGAUGUGAUUCUUGGGUAAUUCAACAUUAUAUAUCAAAUCAUCAAUGUAUUUCCAGGUCAUCUGACAUCACUUUGGCCCAAACCAUCU
Messenger RNA from Lytechinus variegatus (green sea urchin), 2723 nucleotides. Its product is annotated as ribosomal protein S6 kinase alpha-3-like. Gene Ontology annotation, biological process: protein phosphorylation; intracellular signal transduction. The transcript has 20 exons. NCBI's taxonomy places the organism in Eukaryota, Metazoa, Echinodermata, Echinoidea, Temnopleuroida, Toxopneustidae. The record is from RefSeq and is a predicted model, not a curated record. Bases 133 to 2355 code for a protein of 740 amino acids. Gene Ontology annotation, molecular function: ATP binding; magnesium ion binding; ribosomal protein S6 kinase activity.